UUUGCCUCAGAGAGGGACAUCCGAGGCUGGCCGCAGCCUUUCAGCCACUGUCGGGGAUUUACCUGCCACGACUGGCUCGUUGUAAGAUUUUCUGGGCAUGUCGAUGGGACCUCCACUGACCGUCGUUGAUGCUGGACAGACCCCGGUUGGCGCGUGCGAGACGCCGAUCAGCCAGGUUGUACGAGGAUUGGACACUGACGGCGGUAUCUCGAGCAGUUUGUUGAUGGAGGCGGCUCAGGGGAUGGAGGGUACGCCCAGUCGGCCCGUGCGGAGCACGGGGUAUGUUGUCCAUUUCCCACGCCUGCAAGAUAUGGAUGUCGAGUUGGAUGUGAAUAGGAGGGACCGAGAGGAGAGAGAGCGAGCGCUGGCGCUUACUCAGUCCUGCCCUAUGACGCAGGAUAUCAGAGCGAGUUUGGAUGUUGCUCACGCCCUUGAGACGGGCGUCGCACCCGUCGCCUCGACGGAUCUUCGUGACACCUGCGGUGCGGGGGAGGGGACGCAUGGUGUUGAGGAUGUUGAGGAGGGGGGCGCCCCCUGGCCCGCACAGGGUGAUGGCGUAGGUUGCAGACCAGGACUCCACCCCAUUCGGGGUGAGGAUGACGAUGCGGAGGGAGGUGGUGAUGGGGCUGUCGGUGGAGGAGAUGCACCUCGCGGAGGAUCAGAUGCAGUUACUCAGCAUGAUACGGGGGCGGACGACAGACAGACCAGUGGUGGAGGGGAUCAUGAGGAUGCAGGAGGCGACCGAGACUCUAAUGCAGGAAUCAUGCAGCGGUGUGCAGAUGACGGACGUGGCGAGAAGCCAGCCGAUGCCGUGGUCGUCGGCCGCCCUGAUGCACUUGUGGAGGGUGUUCGUGUGUUGCCUUUAGGUGGCGCCAUGUCCAUUGCAGUCUUGGAGUGCGAUGGGAGAAAUGAUCCUCUUGCGGCAGAUCGGCGGGGACAGAUGGAGGAUGCCAGCAUGAGAGUUUUGGAAGACCCCUCGCCGUAUGCACCAUGUAGCCCAUCUGUGCCCUCUUCCAUGACAGGCUUCAACCCCCCCCCAUGGGAUUCUGUGGAGCAGAUGGAGAGCAUCAAAGCCGCAUGCGUGGCAAAUACGAGGUCGUGGGAUAGUGGUCGUGGCGGAUCAGAGAGUCGUUCCUGCGGACGAGGGACACGGCAGUCGGAGGGCAAAGGUUUAGACAGUCUUUCUCCGCAGUCGUGGAUGAAGACACGACCUCAUGGGUUAGGUUCGGUGAGGAAGGUCACUAAGGUGAUGUGAGAUAUGCAACCAGGAUUAGC
Messenger RNA from Chara braunii, 1275 nucleotides. The record is from the annotation of a GenBank genome assembly. NCBI's taxonomy places the organism in Eukaryota, Viridiplantae, Streptophyta, Charophyceae, Charales, Characeae.